AUGGCCGAGUUCGUUGACCCCCGGAUGACUAGUGUCAAGCCCCGCAUCCGCUAUAACACCAUCGGAGGCAUUAACGGACCACUGGUCGUCCUCGACAAUGUUAAAUUCCCCAGUUUCAACGAAAUUGUCUCACUGACUUUGCCCGACGGCACGGAGCGUUCCGGUCAAGUGUUGGAGGCCAGAGGAAAUCGAGCUGUUGUGCAAGUGUUUGAGGGUACUCCCGGUAUCGAUGUGAAGAAGACCAAAGUAGAGUUCACUGGUCAUAGCUUAAAGCUUGGUGUGUCUGAGGACAUGCUGGGUCGUGUGUUCGAUGGAUCAGGACGUGCUAUCGACAAAGGCCCUAAAGUGCUUGCGGAAGAGUACCUGGAUAUUAACGGCCAACCUAUCAACCCUUAUUCUCGAGUUUAUCCCGAGGAGAUGAUCUCUACCGGUAUCUCUGCUAUCGAUACCAUGAACUCUAUUGCUCGUGGCCAAAAGAUUCCAAUCUUCUCCGCUGCCGGUCUUCCCCAUAACGAGAUCGCUGCGAGCAUAGCCAGACAAGCAAGUCUAGUUAGACCCACCAAGGAUGUACAUGAUGGCCAUGACGACAACUUCUCGAUUGUCUUCGCUGCCAUGGGUGUGAACAUGGAGACUGCCCGAUUCUUUACCCGCGAGUUUGAGGAGAACGGUAGUAUGGAGCGUACUACUCUCUUCAUGAACUUGGCCAACGACCCGACAAUUGAGCGUAUCAUUACUCCUCGUCUGGCUUUGACGACUGCUGAAUAUUAUGCCUACCAGCUCGAGAAGCACGUUCUCGUUAUCAUGACCGAUCUUUCAGCUUACUGCGACGCUUUACGUGAAGUCUCUGCUGCCCGUGAAGAAGUUCCCGGUCGUCGUGGUUACCCUGGUUACAUGUACACAGAUUUGUCAACUAUCUAUGAGCGUGCUGGUCGUGUUGAGGGUCGUAAUGGCUCUAUUACCCAGAUCCCUAUCUUGACUAUGCCGAACGAUGAUAUCACGCAUCCUAUUCCCGAUCUUACUGGAUAUAUCACAGAGGGCCAGAUUUUCAUUGAUCGCCAACUGGCUAACAAGGGUGUUUACCCGCCAAUCAACGUCCUGCCCUCACUUUCUCGUCUCAUGAAAUCUGCCAUUGGCGAGGGCCGUACGCGCAAAGAUCAUUCAGACGUAUCCAACCAGCUCUACGCUAAGUACGCUAUCGGUCGUGACGCUGCCGCCAUGAAGGCCGUCGUUGGUGAAGAGGCCCUUUCCUCUGAAGAUAAGCUCUCUCUGGAGUUCCUCGACAAAUUCGAGCGUACCUUUAUCAGCCAGUCUGCCUAUGAGUCUCGCACCAUCUUCGAGUCUCUUGAUAUUGCUUGGAACCUACUUCGCAUCUACCCCAAGGAACUCCUCAACCGUAUCCCGAAGCGUACCCUUGAUGAGUUCUACGCCCGCUCCGCUCGCAAGAUUGCUAGCAAGGAUACCCGCGACAACUCGGGCGAGCGACAGGAUACCUCGGCGCAACAAAGUACCAACCUUAUUGACGCAUAA
Molecule: messenger RNA, 1527 nt
Organism: Penicillium macrosclerotiorum
Lineage: Eukaryota; Fungi; Ascomycota; Eurotiomycetes; Eurotiales; Aspergillaceae
Product: H(+)-transporting V1 sector ATPase subunit B
Exons: 9
Coding region: 1-1527 (508 amino acids)
Biological process (GO): proton transmembrane transport; ATP metabolic process
Cellular component (GO): proton-transporting V-type ATPase, V1 domain
Molecular function (GO): proton-transporting ATPase activity, rotational mechanism; ATP binding
Source: RefSeq, a predicted model, not a curated record